Aspergillus welwitschiae is the source of this 837-nucleotide messenger RNA. RefSeq lists its product as uncharacterized. The record is from RefSeq and is a predicted model, not a curated record. The coding region runs from base 1 to 837 and encodes 278 amino acids. The transcript has 4 exons. NCBI's taxonomy places the organism in Eukaryota, Fungi, Ascomycota, Eurotiomycetes, Eurotiales, Aspergillaceae.
AUGUCGACUCCCAUAUCCAAAGGCUACGAUAGACUGGCCGCUCUAAUGGCCCGCGACCCCGGGUCCUCCAUCUAUCGAAGUUUUGCCAAGCUUAAUGCAAAGAACCUGCUCUAUCUUCAAGCAGAGAUUGCCUACAUUCAAAAUGACCUCCAAUAUAUCAUCGAAAAGGACGGUCAAUCCGAGGAUAAAGCCUCCUUCCCAUUCUCAGUCUGGGACAUGAAGACUUCAGAGGAUCCGGUUCAAUGGGAGAAGGUCCUCGAAGCACGCAGGUUAUUGAAAGAGUAUAACGAAACCCUACUCCAACAAGCUCAACUCCUCCGACUCAACGCGCCCGAGAAAGCCGACCUAGAGGUGUUCCAGGAGUGGCUGGAAGAAGAAGAAAACAGACAUAUGUGGUUUUCGCCCCCGGACCAAUGGCGCGGAGAGAACGAGAGCGACUUGGUAGCAUUGAAGAGUCGACACGAGGAGACGGAUCGUUUCACCCGUUUUGUCUAUACGCGAGUCGUUUCGUGGUUCCAUCGGAUGGCGGGGGUCAAUGAUACCAAACGAAAAGAUAUCGAAUCCGGCGUCUGGUACUAUAAUGACCGGACAAUCAAAUCUUGGACGUAUAUCCUCAGCUUGAUUAUCUCAGGGGUACUUCCAGCAACCUCGAUGAUCGUGUUGUAUUUUCUGAAGGAUCCGGCGGCAAUACUGAUCACCAUCUUCGUGUAUGAUAUGGUGUUUGUUCUGGUAAUGGGAUUCAUGGUUAAGCCGAGACGCGUGGAGAUCUUUGCUGCCGCCACAGCGUUCGCUGCCGUGCAGGUGACUAUGAUUACGGCUGGUAAGAGCAAUUCAUGA